CACGCCGUAACCCCUUGCGGGCCGAGGCUAGGGGUGAAGUUUCAGCCCGGAGCAAGGAAGGAAUUUUGUUUGGCUUAUGAAAUGUGUUAUUCGCCCCCUGAUCCUCGAGUGUCAUGUAGUAACCCCUGGUCUUGUGGCAAACUCAGAAGCAUGCUGGCCUCGGCUCCAGGGACGCAGGAGCGGGCCGCCAGUUCAUUCGUUCCUUGUCCCCACCAACCGCUGAUACCAGCGCUCGGUGAUCCGUUCCAUGGCGGAAACAGAAACCACUGGUUCGCCAGAGAAGAACUGGAUACAGAGAAGAGGCUGAGAAACUGUUGGAGGGUCUGGGCCUCUAGGAAAGAGGUCCCGAGCUCCGAAAAAGCGGCCAGGGUUGGGAAGGCAUCCAACUACUGCACAGAUUCAGACCAAUGGAAGAAAAAAGCAGAAAAACUUGAACUGAAUGAAACCCAAAAGCAAGAAAUUAAAGAGGCCUUUGAUUUAUUUGAUGUUGAUGGGUCUGGAACCAUAGAUGUGAAAGAACUGAAGAUUGCCAUGCAAGCCUUAGGAUUUGAUCCAAAGAAAGAAGAAAUUAAAAAAAUGAUAGCUGAAAUCGACAAAGAAGGAACUGGCACCAUUACUUUUGAAGAUUUUUUUGCCAUAAUGAGUGUAAAAAUGAGUGAAAAAAAUGAAAAAGAAGAAAUAUUGAAGGCUUUCAAAUUAUUUGAUGAUGAUGAUACUGGAAGCAUAACACUAAACAAUAUCAAGAGGGUUGCUAAGGAAUUGGGGGAAAAUUUAACAGAUGAUGAACUGAAGGAAAUGCUUGAUGAAGCUGAUUGUGAUAGGGAUGGAGAGAUAAAUGAGGAAGAAUUUUUGAGAAUGAUGAAAAGGACCACUCUUUAUUAAUACUUUUUUUUUAUUCCUUCUGGAAAGUUGUUAACAACUUCGUAUUUGCUAUAUGGUUCUAUCAUAUCUAAAUGUAUUAUAAAUUUUUAGUUUAUAUGCACAAAUUGGUCUCUUGAUGUCUAAUCCAUGUGAAAAGUUUCAUGUUUCUACCAAUCUGUUGUUAAAUCCAUAGCAUCAAGAAACAAAAUGUAAUGAUUUCUGUGAACCAUGGAUCCCAAACCAGUAUUAAUUCCAACUGCUACUUUUAGAGCUCUGGGGUCUAAAGACUUAGAAUUUUUUAAGUUAAAUGAAACUGACCCCACGCCCAAAUGAAUUUUGCAAACAAGCAAUUAUUUUCCUUUUGUGCAGCUCUUUAAAACUGAUAAAUAUUUGCUUUUUAAUCAGUUAUUCAGAUAUGUUAAGUAUUAAAUAAAAUUGCCUAGCACUAUAUUAUUUGCUAGUUUUUCUCUUAUAAAGAAAUUCAGAGCAGCACUGUACUAUGUAGAUUUUCCUGUAAGUUUGACCCCUCAUGUGAGUGUUUACUACCUCUGCAUGGGAGGUGCUAGGGGAUUUUACACAUGUUAUCUCAGUGUUACAACUUAGAAGCUGACAGUAUUAGCUCCAUUUUACUACAUAGGAGAAAACUAAAGUUCAGAGAACUUAAAAAUUGUCCAGUUGUUCAUAGAUAAUAAAUAAAACAUGGAUAAAUCUUGGAUUGUUAUGCUUCACUAUGUAGCCUCCCUAUAGAAAACAAAAAUCUCAGGAUAACUUAAAUGUAUGUUUUCUAACAUUUAAUAUUAUGACUCUUGUAAUUUAACUUUUUUUUUUUUUUUUUUUUUUUUAACGAAAGAACCAAACUGUUGGGAAAGGCAGUCUCAAAAUACAGUCUUUUGAUCCCCCCCGGGUCACACAAGACUGGGCCUUGGGCCUGGAACACUUCCUUACCAAGAGAGAAUGUCUCUACAGCUUAUGCUGGAAUUGUCUGUGAAUAUCUUUCCAUUUCAGACUCCAUGUGUACUUUUUUCUGCUUAAAGAUGUGUAUAAUAUGGUGCCUGUGUGUGUGUGUGUGUGUGUGUGUGUGUAAUAUGGCACCUGGCAAACCCCACUUUGGAAACGGGAUGUCCCCUUCAAAGAGGGUGAGGUCCUGCUGCACAACAAGAUGGCUAUUUACAAGCCACUUGCCCUGUAUUGGCUUCUGGAGGGACCUGCUGGCCAUGGGAAACCGACAUUCAUUACCGAAAUGGAUACUGCUCUGCCUCUUCUCUAUAUGAGUGACACAUUGUUCCAACAAGUAGUUGACUGCAUUGUUUCUUCCUUGGCAAUUAAACUGAUAGCAAGAUUUAGUGGAAGAAGCCCUCAAGUUUCUGCUCCUGAUAAUAGGCAACAGAUGCCACUUGCUGGGAUACAAACGCUUCCUAAGUAAUGGUCUUUGGAGCAAGAAAGGAUUAUAGAAAAUGUAACUUUAAUUGCCCCACCUAGUAUACAUUUUUCGCUCAACUGAAAUGAAGAUUCAAGGUUUUGUCAACAGGGGAGGUUUGUUUUUCAGUUGAAACUAGAAUGGCAUAUGUGCUUAUGCUCAAGUGUUUCACAGUAUCUUUAAUUCCUAAUUAUGCAGCUUUUCCUUUUAGGCUAAGAUAUAACUAUUAAACAUGCUUCAUAUGUGAAAA
Molecule: messenger RNA, 2528 nt
Organism: Mustela lutreola (European mink)
Lineage: Eukaryota; Metazoa; Chordata; Mammalia; Carnivora; Mustelidae
Product: centrin-4
Exons: 5
Coding region: 82-882 (266 amino acids)
Biological process (GO): centriole replication; nucleotide-excision repair; mitotic cell cycle
Cellular component (GO): centriole; centrosome
Molecular function (GO): calcium ion binding
Source: RefSeq, a predicted model, not a curated record